AGUAAAUGAGACAAUUAAACAAAUGCUUUCAAAAAUUAUUUUAAAGUUUGAUUUAAUUUCUUGAAUCGUUCUUCUAGAUGAUCGCUGUACAAAAUAACAUAAUGAUGCUUACAAUUUUACUGUUUGAAUUUUGGUCAAUUGAAAAUCGUUGGUCGGUAUAUAGAUCAGCUGAUGCUUUCUUUGUUGAGUUCAACCCUUGCCAGAAAAGUUUGUAUCAUAAGUUAUUGCAGAUUAACGUUGUGCAAGUGUAAAUUUCAGGUCAACUAUGAAACUUUUAUUUUUAUAUUUAAUUUUGAAUAUAUUCGGUUUUUUCAAAGGAGCAGCCAGAGAUUGGAUUGAGCGUAAAGACAACGGACCUGUUACACUUGGUACACCAAUCACCUUUACAGUAAAAAUUCACCAUUCAACAGAUACUCCGUCAUAUCAAUUGAGGUUCGAAUUUUGGGACUUUCCAAAUAAAAAUACCAUCAUUUUCUCAACUUCAAAAUUAGUUAAUUAUACAGUGACGUUUCAAUCAUCUCCUAAACGAGGAGCUAUUCGUAUGUUUCAUCUGGUUUCUGUUGAUGUCUGGUAUUGCCCCGACGGUGACCCUUCUCAUAGGAUAGGAUUUUCUCUCUCUUCCUUCGUACUUAUUGAUUCACUAGGUGGAGUGAUAAUACCAACGCAAGAUAUUUCAAAACGCAGUUUACAAAACAAUUUUGUGUCCACUGCAAGUCCGGUUAAGCUCACUGCCUUAAUUCGUCAUCCAACCGGAUUUUUCGACUCAGCCAAUAAAACUUGUAAAUGGGUUGUGAAUGGGUCACCUCAAGAAGAAAGUUAUGACUUUAUUGUCCGUAAUUUCUCUCAGCCUCAACUGAACAACAUUUCAGUUUUAGUUUCGGUCUCAAAAACAAACCCAGUUUUUCAAAAAACUGAAUUAUUUACACUCACAUUGCAUAGCAAAGAUCCAAUUCAAAAUUUAACUACUGAUGUCCAAAACAAUAUUCAACUUUUCAAAGAUGAAACACUUCAGUUAAGCAUAAAAAUUAAUGGAGGAACACCACCGUUUUAUUAUUGCUGGCGAAUCACAAAUUCAACCAAUGCAGGGAGAACUACUAAACCUUUAGGUGAAAGUUUAUUUUGGAUAAGAUAUAACGAGAAAAAAGGCAUGAAAUCUUCGCAUUCAGAUUGUGAGCAGACAGACGAAAGCUCUUUCAGCAUAAAUAGCCAUUUCGAAGAAGCGGGGAAUAAAACUUUGUAUAUUGAUGUUAAUAAUGAUGUCUCAUACUUAACCAAGAUCAUGACCAUUUCAGUUCAUGAGAGAGAGUCAAUCCGUCAACCAGCAACCAAUAAACCUAAAAUACAGUUUUUGUUGCAAGAAAUCGCAAAUAUUUUAAUGAGAAAACAUAUUAUGAGAAAAUACAAACCUGUCAUCUACUCUGAAGAAAACGAAAUUUAUGAUAAAGAAAUAGAAAGUUAUCUUCGAAGUAAAAACGAAAUAGAGUUUAUAAAUGAUAUGCUAACUGAUUUCCAGAACUCAUCAUGGAAAGACUAA
Molecule: messenger RNA, 1534 nt
Organism: Tetranychus urticae (two-spotted spider mite)
Lineage: Eukaryota; Metazoa; Arthropoda; Arachnida; Trombidiformes; Tetranychidae
Source: RefSeq, a predicted model, not a curated record